AUGAAUUCGUCUCCCAGACUAAGAAAAAUGCUUCUUUAUUAUUCGGCACAAAUAAAUAUUGUUAAAUGCAAUUACGAGAAGCAAAUAAAUGAAGUUUGGGUAGGAAAAAAAGUUCACAAAAAGAACGGCACUUCACAAGCUGAUGAAGUCUCUAAUGACUUCGCAAAAUUAAGCAUGGAAAAACAACAAAUUAAUUAG
Molecule: messenger RNA, 198 nt
Organism: Clunio marinus
Lineage: Eukaryota; Metazoa; Arthropoda; Insecta; Diptera; Chironomidae
Source: the annotation of a GenBank genome assembly